GUGGUGCUUCGCGAACACAAAUUGAACGAUCGGCAAAAGAAAACAAUUGCAUCCUACAUGCUCUGUUUUAAGUAAAAAGCAUAAAACAGAACAUUUCAACUGGAACUGACGCUGCGAAGAAAAAUAAGUCAACGGCAUCAUGGAUCAGGACUAUGAGUUCAGGCUGCUCAGGCAGAUCAACAUCCAAAAUGAGAACGCAAGCCCCAUAAAGGCUGUAGGAGCUGCUCGAGCUCUGACACCCACCAGCUCCCCCCUGUCCUCCCCUAGCAAGCACGGUGAUCGCUUCAUUCCCUCCCGGGCUGGAGCCAACUGGAGUGUCAAUUUCCACCGCAUCAAUGAAAUUGAAAAGUCGCACAAUCAAAACAGGAAAACCAAAGAUGGCACGACAGACAGCAACAAAGCGGAUGGUCUGGCUUACUCGGCUCUGCUCAAGAACGAGCUGCUAGGAGCGGGUAUCGAAAAAGUCCAGGACCCACAGUCAGAGGACCGCCGUCUGCAGCCAUCCACCCCUGCCAAGAGGAGCCUUUUUAGUUACUCUGUGAGUGCGAAGAGGGCUCUGCCAGAAGAGGAUGGAAACACAGUAUCUCCAUAUUCUCUAUCACCUGUUAGUAGUAAUAGCCAGAAACUGCUACGGUCGCCAAGGAAACCUACACGUAAAAUAUCCAAAAUUCCAUUCAAAGUUCUGGAUGCUCCAGAGCUACAGGAUGACUUCUACCUCAACUUAGUGGACUGGUCCUCUCUGAAUGUGCUCAGUGUUGGACUGGGAACCUGCGUUUACCUGUGGAGUGCCUGCACCAGCCAGGUGACACGUCUAUGCGACCUUUCUGUAGAAGGAGAUUCAGUAACAUCAGUGGGCUGGUCAGAGAGGGGGAACCUGGUGGCAGUGGGGACUCACAAAGGCUAUGUACAGAUCUGGGAUGCAGCAGCAGGGAAGAAGCUGUCUGUACUAGAAGGACACACAGCGAGAGUGGGUGCGUUGGCAUGGAAUGCGGACCAGCUGUCGUCUGGGAGCCGUGAUCGGGUGAUCCUGCAACGGGACAUUAGAGCCCCGCCUCUCCAGUCUGAGCGGCGUCUCCAAGGACACAGACAAGAAGUCUGCGGGCUCAAGUGGAGCACAGACCAUCAGCUGCUAGCCUCCGGGGGAAAUGAUAACAAGCUGCUGGUGUGGAACCACUCAAGCGUCCUCCCGGUGCAGCAGUACACAGAGCACUUGGCUGCAGUGAAGGCCAUCGCCUGGUCUCCCCACCAGCACGGCCUGCUGGCCUCUGGAGGCGGCACCGCCGACCGCUGCAUCCGCUUUUGGAACACUUUGACGGGCCAGCCGCUGCAGUGCACCGACACCGGUUCUCAAGUCUGCAACUUGGCCUGGUCCAAGCACACUAAUGAACUGGUCAGCACUCACGGUUAUUCCCAGAACCAGAUCCUGGUGUGGAAGUAUCCCUCCCUAACUCAAGUGGCCAAACUUACAGGACAUUCCUACAGAGUACUCUACCUGGCCAUGUCACCUGACGGCGAGGCCAUUGUGACGGGAGCUGGAGAUGAAACACUUCGCUUCUGGAACGUCUUUAGCAAAAUGAGAUCCACAAAGGAAUCUGUGUCAGUGCUAAACCUCUUCACAAGAAUCCGAUAGUAAGCACACCUCUGUGCUACGAGGGAAAUAAAGCUGGGAAGGGAAUUUAUCUUUGCAUGUAUCAAGCUGUAAAUGGGCCCCUUCUUGGAGUAUUCACCUCAGUAGUCAACGGAGGCCCCCACCCUCAAUUGCCCUUAGUUUAUAUAGCCAAGUUGUAGCUGGAGGUUGGAGGAGCAGGAGAGAUUCACAGCCUGAGUGUCGAGGGCAGAGGACAUGCAUACAGCACAUACAGUAUUCCACCUCCUCCUGAGUAACGAUGGAGCCACUGCCUCCUCUAACAGACCAGAAAUCUCUGAUGAUGAGGAGAAUUUUGGGGCGUUAUUUCCCCAUGUGAUUAUGUUUUGUUUACAGACUGACAUUGUGCAUACCUGCCAAAUAUUGAGUUUGUCCUUUUGAUUGUCUAUUUAUUUUAUUUAGUUUUUUUUUUUGUUUUUUUUUUUUACACAUUUUUAACACAUAUUCUUACUAGUGUGUUUGUUUCAAAGGCUGGUAGAUUUCCUUUUAUGUGAGCAACUGCAGUUUUUGGUCUGAUCUGUGGAGUGUUUGUGGAGGCUUUGUAUAGGUUUGCAGAUAAAAACCAAGCUUGUCUUUUUGUAUUUUACUGAAAGGCUGUAAUGCUUCAUGUACACUGAUAACAAAUUGAUAACCUGUGCCAUUUCAAGAACUGUUAAUGGUUAACAAGGAUUAGAUGAAUGGGCCUUAUCCUCCUUUUUUAUAUUUGACAUUAAGUUAAUUUUACUCUAACAACAUUAAGCAGUAUUGGCAAACAUCAUUUCUCAAAAAAAGUCUAUACAUCUUAGAAGAAAAUAACAGUUUGGUAACAACUGUAUAUUAGAACAACUGCUUACAGAAAUAAUUCACAUUAAAAUAAGAAUAUUUUCACUUAUCUUGUUUCCCUACUUUCUUAAAUAGAAAACCAGGCAAGGAAAAUUAAAAAAACACUUUAGUUUAUCAGUGUAGUUUGUAACAGUAACUAAAGCGCACAGUGAAAACAUUUGGGAUUAAAUCAGACAAUGUGAUGCUGUUCUGUGCAGAUCUUCUGCUUUGUGCUGCAUCUGCUAAGAUAUUCAAGCUUGAGGCACUUGUCUUUUGCUUCUUCAGACCAUUUCUGUGUUGAGCAGUAAUGUUAUUGUAUUUUUUUUAUCUAAAAAAAAGAUUUAAUAUCAUCUGCAACAUUUUCUCUCAGUUUUGAAUUUUUUUUUUCCUGUUUGAAUGUUUGAGUCUGCUAGCGUGCCACAUUUAAAUGAAUGCUAUUUAUUUGUGUUGUGAAGGUUUCUCGUACAGAGGUGAGGUGUUUGUUUACUAAUCUUAUCUGAGGGAAGCUGAUGGACAGUUUCACUCCUAAACUCUGUGGAAAAUUCUUUUAAUGCCACUUCAAAAUCAAGACAAUGCUGCCAACUUGAAUUACAGAAGGAAUGUUAAAAAGAAAAAUAUUUCUGUACCAAGAGAUAAUCAACAAUUAAAUGACCAUAUCUUGUU
Molecule: messenger RNA, 3109 nt
Organism: Toxotes jaculatrix (banded archerfish)
Lineage: Eukaryota; Metazoa; Chordata; Actinopteri; Toxotidae
Product: fizzy-related protein homolog
Exons: 14
Coding region: 140-1630 (496 amino acids)
Biological process (GO): positive regulation of ubiquitin protein ligase activity; anaphase-promoting complex-dependent catabolic process; positive regulation of anaphase-promoting complex-dependent catabolic process
Cellular component (GO): anaphase-promoting complex
Molecular function (GO): anaphase-promoting complex binding; ubiquitin ligase activator activity; protein binding
Source: RefSeq, a predicted model, not a curated record